AUGGGUUAUUCGCUGUGGCAGCAAGGGAUGGAUUCAGGGUCCGAGGCGCCGCUCAGUGAAAGUUCUCAGAGCAAGUCGAGUCGCCCAACCUCCGGGUUGUCCGGGGCGGAAGUAUCAAUGACGCCAGCCCUUCCCGGGCCAAACGGGACGAGCUCAGUAUUGACUAACUGAUCUCGAAAGCAGCCGUAAGUCAAGAUCUUCAGCGGAGAAGACAUCCCUGCCACUCAGCCUUAGGACACCGUCAGUAUCCAUACAGAUAACCAAAGCCAUCUGAAAUGUCAGUAGCUCGUUCAUCUGUCCAUGCCAAGUGGAUCGUGGGGAAGGUGAUUGGGACAGCAAUGCAAAAAACUGCUAAAGUGAGAGUGACCAGGCUUGUUCUGGAUCCCUAUUUAUUAAAGUAUUUUAAUAAACGAAAAACUUACUUUGCUCAUGAUGCACUUCAGCAGUGCACAGUUGGGGAUAUUGUGCUUCUUAAAGCUUUACCUGUUCCACGAACGAAACAUGUGAAACAUGAGCUGGCUGAGAUCAUUUUCAAAGUUGGACAAGUCAUAGAUCCCGUGACCGGAAAACCCUGUGCAGGAACUACCUACCUGGAAAGUCCAGAUAGUUUGGAAGCCACCCACCUAACCAAAAAUCUGGAAGAACUCAAUAUCACUUCAGAACAGUGAAGGAAGAUUAGAAAAAGGAGCCAAAGGGAAAAAUUUAGAAGUCUGCCUUAUGGAAAAAGAAAUUUUUCUAAGUUUCAUCACAAACUGGCCAAUUUCUCUUCUGGUAUUUAUGAAAUAGCUAAAAGUAAAUGAAUAAAGAGUUUGUUAUAAUUUUCCAUAAAA
Pteropus alecto (black flying fox) is the source of this 830-nucleotide messenger RNA. It is a transcript of the gene MRPS17, whose product is annotated as mitochondrial ribosomal protein S17. Gene Ontology annotation, molecular function: structural constituent of ribosome. Lineage: Eukaryota; Metazoa; Chordata; Mammalia; Chiroptera; Pteropodidae. The record is from RefSeq and is a predicted model, not a curated record. Gene Ontology annotation, cellular component: ribosome; mitochondrial small ribosomal subunit. The transcript has 3 exons. Gene Ontology annotation, biological process: mitochondrial translation. Bases 276 to 668 code for a protein of 130 amino acids.